Molecule: messenger RNA, 312 nt
Organism: Cotesia congregata
Lineage: Eukaryota; Metazoa; Arthropoda; Insecta; Hymenoptera; Braconidae
Source: the annotation of a GenBank genome assembly
AUGAAUGUAAUUAAUCGUUUACAAUUGUUUAAUUUUUCAAAAAUAAACAUAAGAAAAAUACAAUCAAAUGCAGCACUUGUUGAUAAUUGUCAAAAUGUUCAUAAUCGAAAUCCUAGAAAUUUGGAAUAUUUACGGAUUGCACACCGACCACACGGUUAUCAUUUAGAAAGAAAAAUUCCAUCUUAUUGGCACAAGUUGACUCUUACACGUUCAAUAAAAUAUGUAACUUUUGAGAUAGAGCAUUUUGAAAAUGGAGUUGUUUUGAGUGCAUCAACUAAAGAGUGGCCAAUAAAGAAACGAUUAUACAGUUAG